Hyaloscypha bicolor E is the source of this 1299-nucleotide messenger RNA. Its product is annotated as cell division control protein. The record is from RefSeq and is a predicted model, not a curated record. NCBI's taxonomy places the organism in Eukaryota, Fungi, Ascomycota, Leotiomycetes, Helotiales, Hyaloscyphaceae. Gene Ontology annotation, cellular component: plasma membrane. The transcript is spliced from 3 exons. Gene Ontology annotation, molecular function: guanyl-nucleotide exchange factor activity. Gene Ontology annotation, biological process: positive regulation of GTPase activity; Ras protein signal transduction. Bases 1 to 1299 code for a protein of 432 amino acids.
AUGUCGUACGACUUCAAUAUCCAACCUCCAGCCAUAAAGACUGCCACGUUGGUGGCCCUUGUCGCACGGCUUACAAGACAUGACAUGUUGGAUUCCAUGUUCAAUAACACAUUCCUGCUUACUUACAAAUCCUUCACGACUGCCCGUGAGCUAUUUGUGUUCUUGGUGAGGAGGUUCCAAAUUCAGCCUCCGGAUGGAAUGGCUCAGGACGAAUUUGAAAAAUGGCGAGAUCGAAAGCAGAAGUUAAUUCGUUUCCGUGUCGUCAAUAUCUUAAAGAGUUGGGUCGACAAUUUCUGGAUGGAAGAUCAGAGUCAUGAGACCAUGUCGCUUCUCCGAGACAUAUAUUACUUUGCCCGAGAUACAGUAAAGGUUAUAGGAGUUUCUGGAGCCAAUUCGCUGAUGAUACUCUUGGAGCAACGAAUUCGAAGAAAUGACGAAACCAAAGUAAAACGUUUGAUACUCAAUUCAAGUCAAUCGUGGCCUGCACCUAUACUGCCGAGAAGUAUGAAAAUUAUCACCUUCCUUGAUGUUAACAUUACGGAGUACGCUCGACAAUUGACGCUCAUGGAAUUUAAUUUACUUAGUAAGAUCAAUACUAAAGAGCUUUUGUCUAAUAAUUGGAACAAAGCGGCGGUAAAGGAUGGGCUGGAGCCAGCUCGAAAUAUCAAGGCAUUUCUGCUUCAUGACAGCCAGUUGUCAGAUUGGAUUAUUGGAUUGACUCUCUAUCAAACCACCGCCAAGAAAAAAGGGGCUGUGAUCAAGCACUUUGUUGGCAUAGCAAAUAAAUGCCGCCAACUAAAUAACUAUUCAGCGGUAGCCUCUAUUGUCUUCGCUCUCGGAGCCCCGAAAAUAGUAGUGUUGAACGAAACAUGGAAACUAGUUUCCAAUGACACAAUAAGAAUACUGCAAGAAUUACGUGGGCUCAUGAGCUUUUACAAAGGUUAUUCACAGCAGUAUCAAGAUGCAUUGCAUCUUGCAAAUCCACCUUGCAUCCCGUGCUUGAGAGUUCAUCUUACCGAACUUGCUCGUACCGAGGCUGCUGCUCCCGUAAUAAUUGAUAAGUCGGCCCAAAUCAAUUUUGCACAACUGCAGAAAACCGCAGAAAUCAUCCGCGACAUCCAACAAUAUCAGAAUAUCUCAUAUUCAUUGCAGCCAGUGCCAGAACUGCAAGAGUAUAUACUGGUGAAUCUGCAAGCUGCGAGCGAUGCUGGGGAGCCGGAACCCAAGAAUUUGGAGGCUGAAUUACUAUCCUCACCAGCCGGGAAGAGCGGAAGAGAAACCCCCAGUUACUUCGGAUGA